This is a messenger RNA of Capsicum annuum, 994 nucleotides long. Its product is annotated as probable nucleoside diphosphate kinase 5. The transcript has 5 exons. The coding region runs from base 93 to 641 and encodes 182 amino acids. Gene Ontology annotation, biological process: CTP biosynthetic process; UTP biosynthetic process; GTP biosynthetic process. The record is from RefSeq and is a predicted model, not a curated record. Gene Ontology annotation, molecular function: nucleoside diphosphate kinase activity. Lineage: Eukaryota; Viridiplantae; Streptophyta; Magnoliopsida; Solanales; Solanaceae.
GACAAGGCUAGUCGAGGAGUCCAACACAACAUAUUGAAACGGCUGACCCAAUUACUUACCUUUUCUUUUUUUUUUCCAGUUUGGUACUUGAGAUGACGACUCCUCAAUUCAUUCCUUUACCGACAAUAAUAAUGUUGUUUCCCUUCUUCCUCUUGUUCACUCUCUCUCUCUUCCUAACAGACUCUUCUACAGAAACAGAAAGGACAUUGGCUAUAAUAAAGCCAGAUGGUGUUUCUGGAAACCAUACGGAUUCUGUAAAGGAAACAAUUCUCAAUCAUGGAUUCAAAAUCACAGAGGAAUCGUUCAUUCAGCUUGAUGAGGAUCGUGUGAAAAGCUUUUAUGCUGAGCAUUCUUCGAGGAACUUCUUUCCAAGCCUUAUUGAAUACAUGACCAGUGGUCCAGUGUUGAUAAUGGUUCUGGAGAAAGGGAAUGCCAUAGCUGACUGGCGUACAUUAAUUGGCCCAACAGACCCACUCAGGGCAAAGGUUACUCAUCCUCACAGUAUCAGAGCCAUAUGUGGGCUGAAUUUACAGGAGAAUUGUGUUCAUGGUUCUGACUCACCUCAGUCUGCUGCACGGGAAAUCUCUUUCUUCUUUAAAAGGACUUCAUCAGGACAUGUAUAUAAGCAUGACGAAUUAUAAGUUCUUGAAGAAGGGUUGUCUUCCAUUCAGUUUGCUCUAUGAACAGUUUGUUGCAGCUCACCUAACUUAGAGUUGUCCUCUGAGAUGGUAUAUCCUGCAAGACCAAGUUUAGUAGACUGAUUUAUUGGGGCGAUACAGUAGAUUUCCUUCUUGGCAGCUAUCAAAGCCACAUGGAGCCUAUAUUAUAGGAGCUUAGUGCUCAGUAUUUUCGACAUCUAACAUAGAUAUACGUGUGAAAAACACUAAAAUAGCAACCAAUAUUGUACCAUGGACAUGCAACAUUUUAUGAACCAUGGCAGAGCGACUUAGUGGAUCGGUAUCAGUAUCAUAUGAAAGAAUAUUUUUAGGCAGGA